AUGUCCCCUGUGUCAGGGGACAUCUUGGCAGCCCCCAGCCCGACCACAGAGCUCUUACCCUUCGUGGGAGGCUCGUCCUGGGCCACCACGGUCCCCGCCUACGCCAAGGGGCCAGCUCCGAGCCCGGAGCCCGCCGAGCCCCCCGGUGCCAUCACACUGCCUGUGAGCUACCGCCUGUCCAACACCCGCUUGGCCUUCUUCCUCAAGGAGGUGGGAGCCAGCCCGGUGGGCAACGGCAGCGCUCCGCUGCAACGUGCCGAGCCCUUCGUCGUCUUCCAGACCAAGGAGCUGCCCGUCCUCAACGUCACCCUGGGGCCCUUCAGCACGGGGCUGGUGCUGCCCAAGGAGCAGCUGCAGCCCUCCAGCACCCUGGAGGUCCCCGACCGCCUCACCGUCAACUGGAAGGUGCGCGCCUUCAUCAUCCAGCCCCGGCUGGUGGCCAACCAGCCCGUGGUCCAAGUGCUCUUCUACGUAGCCGGCCGGGAUUGGGAUGACUUCGACGUCACCGACCGGCUGCCCUGUGUGCGGCUCCACGCUUUCCGCGAUGCCCGUGAGAUCAAGAGCUCGUGCCGCCUGCGGGGCAGCCUGGCCACGUGCCUGGUGCAGGCAGAGCUGCCCCACGCCUGGUUCGGGCCCCCCCUAAAGCCGGGUGAGGUGCUGAGCAUCCUCCUCUACCUGAUGUCCAACUCCACGGUGGAGCACUUCACGCUCAGGGUGAAGGCCAAGAAGGGCGUCAAUCUGCUCAGCACCAAGUCGAGGAGCGGGCAGUGGCUGGGGACCUCGGAGCUUCUGACGGGUGGCAAGCACUCCACUGCCACCGUCGACGUGACCAGGGUGGACGGUGCCGGGCCCAGGGAUGGGGAUUCCUCCUCUGAGAUCAUGCAGCUGGAUUUCGAGAUGGAGAACUUCACCAGCCAGUCGGUGACGCGCCGCAUCAUGUGGCACAUUGACUACCGGGGUCGCAACCCCCCGCCUGACCUGGAGAAGGUGGUGACGGAGCUGACGGUCAUCCAGAGGGACAUCCGGGCCAUCGUGCCUCUGGCCAUGGACACAGAAAUCAUCAACACGGCCAUCCUGACGGGGCGGACGGUGGCCAUUCCUGUGAAGGUCAUUGCCAUUGAGCUGAGCGGUGUCAUUGUGGAUGUCUCAGCUAUGGUCGAGUGCAAAUCCAACAACGAAGACAUCAUCAAGGUCUCCAGCAGCUGCGACUACGUCUUCGUCAGCGGGAAGGAGUCACGGGGCUCCAUGAGCGCCCGGGUCACCUUCACCUACGAGCACCUCUCUGCCCCGCUGGAGAUGACGGUGUGGGUGCCCAAACUGCCGCUGCACGUUGAGCUCUCGGACGCCCGGCUGAGCCAAGUGAAGGGCUGGAGGGUGCCCAUCCUGCCGGACAGGAGGUCGGUGCGGGACAGCGAGCAUGAGGAGGAUGAAGAGGAGCGGAAGCAGAGCCGGGGCUGUGCCCUGCAGUACCAGCACGCCACGCUGCAGGUCUUCACCCAGUUCCACACCACGGCGGCGGAGGGCACGGAGCAGGUGGUCACCAUGCUGGGACCUGACUGGCUGGUGGAGGUCACUGACCUGGUCAGCGACUUCAUGCGCGUGGACGACCCGCGGGUGGCCCACAUGGUGGACAGCUUCACGCUGUCCGGGAAGGAGCCGGGCACCACGCUCUUCAAGGUCGUGUCCCCGCUCAUGGAGGCAGUGCUGGGUGAGACGCUGGUGACGGUGGCUGAGGAGAAGGUCAGCAUCACAGACCUGAAGGCCCAGGUGGUCUCCAGCCUCUCGCUGUCCCUCCACCCCAGCCCUGGCAAUAGCCACACCAUCAUUGCCCGGACGUCUGUGCAGCAGACCCUCAGCUUCCUCAAGCAGGAGGCGCUCCUGAGCCUGUGGAUUUCCUACAGCGACGGCACCACGGCCCCUCUCUCCCUCUUUCACCCCAAGGACUACAACCUGGUGGUGAGCAGCCUGGACGAGAAGGUGGUCUCGGUGACCCAGGACCGGGCGUUCCCCUUGGUGGUGGCAGAGAGCGAGGGCGCGGGGGAGCUGCUGCGGGCUGAGCUGGUCAUCUGCGAGACCUGCCAGAAGACCAAGCGCAAGAGUGUGCUCUUCACAGCCUUGGCCAGUGUACGUGUCCAUUUUGGGUCCGAGGAGGACCCCACCUAUGACUAUGAUCACGUGCCCAGCAAGCCAGGACUGGCGGAGACGGGGGCGAGUACCACCCUGCGGGCAGAGGUGGAGAGGAAAGCAGAGCCAAGCGAGGACAGUAGGAUGUCCAGUGCAUCUCAUCCCACUGAGGACUUUCCUACCAUCCCCACUGGCUUUGUCCAGGUGACCAGGGGGCUGACGGACCUGGAGAUAGGCAUGUAUGCCCUCCUGGGUGUCUUCUGUCUGGCCAUCUUGGUCUUUCUCAUCAACUGCAUUGUUUUUGUGCUGAAAUACCGGCACAAACGCAUCCCACCUGAAGGACAGACCAACAUGGACCAUUCCCACCACUGGGUCUUCUUGGGCAACGGGCAGCCCUUGCGGGCUCACAAUGACCUCUCCCCCCAGCCCGAGAGCCCUGGGAACCCCCUGGAAAAUGUCCAGACCUGCUGCCACGGGGACCACCACAGCAGUGGGAGCUCGCAGACCAGCGUGCAGAGCCAGGUCCAUGGCCGUGGGGACGGUUCCUCAGGGGGCUCCACACGGGACCAGAGCGAGGACCCGCUCAACUCACCCACCUCCAAACGGAAGCGGGUGAAGUUCACCACCUUUGCCACGCUGCCCUCUGAUGAGCUGGCCUACAACUCCAUCCCCAUCGCCGAUGAGGAAGACUUGGAGUGGGUCUGUCAGGACAUGGGGCUGCAAGACCCUGAAGAGCUUCACAACUACAUCCGCAGAAUCAAAGAGAUCGCUUAA
Opisthocomus hoazin is the source of this 2898-nucleotide messenger RNA. The record is from RefSeq and is a predicted model, not a curated record. NCBI's taxonomy places the organism in Eukaryota, Metazoa, Chordata, Aves, Opisthocomiformes, Opisthocomidae.